UGGAGAGAGAGAGAGAGGGGGCCAGUACAUUGAGACUAGAGAGAGAGAGAGCGUGUAUAGUGUAGAGAGGGAAUAGACACUCGACAGAGUACGACGACAUCGCUGUCUUCUCUCUCUUUCCUCCUAUACAUAUAUAUCAACACCACCAUUUCAAGCCACUGAUAUCGUCCAACUUUCUGAACAGUCUCGGGGCUCCGAGCCCCGAAAAUACAGGGAAUGUACUCUACGAUUCGUUCACUUCCGCAAGAUGGUAGCUCCGGCCACAGCGAGUUCCACGGGUCCCUUGAUGGGUCGAACGUGCCGGGCGAUUCGUGCUUGAUGAUGACCAUGGAUCCGAAGCCCCGGCUCCGGUGGACCGCGGAGCUCCAUGAGAAAUUUGUGGAUGCGGUCACUCAGCUCGGUGGCCCUGACAAAGCAACACCUAAGACAAUUAUGAGAACAAUGGGGGUAAAAGGCCUCACUCUUUAUCAUUUGAAGUCACAUCUUCAGAAAUAUCGGUUGGGAAAGCAAUCUUGCAAGGAGUUAAUAGACAACUCUAAAGACGCAUCUUGCAUUGGAGAGAUUCAGAACACUGCUUUAUCUACAUCAUCGUCAUCACAAAUGACCUCACAAGAUUUAAAUGAUGGGUACCAGGUUACUGAGGCUUUGCGAGUACAGAUGGAAGUUCAGCGAAGACUACAUGAACAGCUGGAGGUUCAGCGCCAUCUCCAACUUCGCAUUGAAGCUCAAGGCAAAUAUCUGGAGUCAAUUCUUGAGAAAGCAUGUAAAGUUCUCGAUGACCAGGCUGCGGCCUCUGCUGGGCUUGAAGCUGCAAGGGAAGAGCUAUCCGAGUUGGCUAUUAAGGUUUCAAACAAUUGUAUGGCAGCCGUUGGGACCCUGAAAAUGCCUUCAUUGUCUGAAGUAGCUGCAACUCUGGAGAACAGCAUCCCUGCCCGGAUUGGUGAUUGCUCUGUUGACAGCUGCUUGACCUCAAAUGGAAGCCCGGUUUCUCCAACGGGUGUGAGUGCACAGGCUGCUGCUGCUAUGAAAAAGAGGCCGAGGCCUUUCUUUGGUAACGGAGACUUUUCUCCUCUGGACAGCAACAUCCGGCAAAUGGAGUGGAUGAUGACUAACAUUGGAUGAGUAGAUGAAGAUGGACGUUUCUGUCUAAAAUUGAACUGUUGAUUUUCCCUCUCUUUAUUUAUCAUUUUCUAUUUUGUAUAUUCUCAAAGCAGAUUAUGUGAAUUUGGAAUACCUUGUCAGUUUUGCUUUUGGAAAGUUAAAUUUUGCAUUAUGCCAUCAGCAAAUAUCAAGUUUCUCUGGUUCAGUUCUGUCAAAACAGUUGUCAAGUUGUGUUUAGAGAACUAAAAAUUGAAACGCUGAAUAAAAAAUAUCAUUUUGUUUUUUUUAGUA
Cornus florida is the source of this 1392-nucleotide messenger RNA. Its product is annotated as protein PHR1-LIKE 3-like. Gene Ontology annotation, molecular function: DNA binding; DNA-binding transcription factor activity. The record is from RefSeq and is a predicted model, not a curated record. The transcript has 7 exons. NCBI's taxonomy places the organism in Eukaryota, Viridiplantae, Streptophyta, Magnoliopsida, Cornales, Cornaceae. Bases 217 to 1122 code for a protein of 301 amino acids.